GCCUGGGGCUCGCCGUGGUCCCGGGGGCCGCGGGGGCGCAGGUCGGCCGAGAUAAUCUGGGGCGGAUGAAGCGGCGGUCCUGGGGCUGCCUGCUCAGAUCCGUGGCCUCCAUGGGCUCGGUGGGCACCAUGACGUCGCUGGGCUCCAGCCAGACCGUGGACCUGGACGAGAGCGUGCCGCAGCAGCUGUACUACCCCAGCCCGCUGGCCGAACGGAGUCCCGGAGACCCAUUCCAGGGUCGCAGCACUGAAAUCCCCACCCGGGGCCCGCAGCAGCCGCCGCCGACGUACGAGGAGGCGCUGGAGACGACGGUGCGCCUGUUAAUGUCUGUUAAACAUAUCUUGUAUGAAAAAAGUCCCUCUGUUGAAGUGUCCAGCUUCCAUGAUUUUUGCAAAGAGGAACCAUUCAAUGUGCACAUUUUAAGGGAUUUAAAAACCAAAGUUGUGUCUGAAUGA
Messenger RNA from Thrips palmi, 455 nucleotides. RefSeq lists its product as uncharacterized. The transcript is spliced from 5 exons. The record is from RefSeq and is a predicted model, not a curated record. Lineage: Eukaryota; Metazoa; Arthropoda; Insecta; Thysanoptera; Thripidae. The coding region runs from base 66 to 455 and encodes 129 amino acids.